CUUCAUGUCUCCCCGUUGCAUAGAGAGAGAGGAGAGAAAUCCAAAAUACGAGUGAUGUCAAACCAAACAGAUCUGAAUGGUCUCAAAAGCCAACGACUUCCUCCACGAGAACUUGCUAAUGGAAUACUCUAAUUUGUAAACAUAUUGUACCGUUUUUGCGUUGCACGUUUUUCACCAAAACAGUAAGGAAUGUGGGCUUUUCUGUGUGGAAAAUUAUUUAGUGUUCUUUCAGCACCAGUGAUUGUAGCUGUCGUGUGUUGCGCACAAAGGUGAGUGAUUUCUCUAGUAAAAGUGUGACUGAAAAACGAACGUGCAAUUUUGUAGUAAACAGAAUCGUUUUGUUGUUGUUUCAGCGUGAAUGAACCAGGGAACAUGUCGUUCGUGAAAGAGACGGUGGACAAACUAUUAAAGGGAUAUGAUAUUCGUCUUCGACCAGACUUUGGAGGUACGUUUUCAAAAGUGGGGCAACCAUAUUGCAGCGUGUCCAUGUUUACUAUGCAGAUUCGCUCAUCUUGGGCUCAUAUUGCAGCCAUUUUUCAAAUUCACUGUCAUUGUAAAUGAUACCAUUGUAUUUGUAUUGCAGGGGCCCCUGUUGCAGUUGGCAUGAGUAUAGAUGUGGCGAGCAUAGACAUGGUAUCCGAAGUCAACAUGGUGAGUGAACUCCCCCCCCCCACACACAAAUCAUGAAAUAAUGUCCGAUAAUUAGAGUUAUUGUGAGCCUAACUAUGUUUCACAAUGUUUGUAUUCGGCCAAUAUCACUUCAGAUGCCGGCCGCUGUCCAUCAGACUAGUGCUGAAACAUAUGGUCUACAUUUAGGAUGCCGGAGUGGUACUCCGCUCUCUUUUGUCAGUUGUGUUGUUUUGUUUGUGUUUUUUUACUGUAACUCAAUUAACAUUUCUGGGUCAUUCUCCCCUUGAUCUUGUUCAUCAGUUGUCCUAACUGUAUUGGUUGUGGCAUUGGAAAGUGAAAAGUACAGUAUGUUCAGCAACUCCAGCACUUCAAAGAGGAGCAUUAGAAGCUUAGACAUGGGCAUUCUCUCUCUCUCUCUCUCUCUCUCUCUCUCUCUCUCUCUCUCUCUCUCUCUCUCUCAAUUAAAUUUUCUUUAUUGACAUGAUAUAACAAUGUACAUAUUGCCAAAGCUUACUUUGGAGAUUUACAAUAUGAACAUAAUAAAAAUAAUAAUAAUCAAUAUUGUCAACGGGACAACAGUAACAACUGUAAGUAAAAAUAACAAUGAAAAUAACAUAAAUUGGAACAUAACAAUAGACAAAUGGCGUCCACCAGACAGGUAGCCUUCAUCACAGGAGGGCUAGAUGUAGUGCUCCAGAAGUAGACAGUCAUCUGGCUCUAACCAACUGAGGCUUGCAUCUAUCAGAGAGCUCUUUGUAAUGUCUCUCUCGUCCUCUUGUCUCUCGUCUCUGUCUCUGCUCCUGCUCUCUGUCUGCUCUGCAUCACUCUGCAAUGCUCUGAUCUCUGACGUCUAUGUAGAGCUAGGAGCUCGCAGAUCUCGAGCCUGCUCAUCUGCUCAUCUCUCGAGAAUGGCGAGAGCUAACAUCGAUCCGCGUGACGCUUCUAUCCUCUCUCCUCUCUCUCUCUCUCUCUUCUCUCUCUCUCUCCUCUCUCUCUAUCCACACACACACACACACACACACACGUACCUCUACACCCCUCACCCUGCACACACACACCUUUACCACCCCCUGCAUCUGUGGCUUGUCUGUGAAUACACCUGCCUGGGCACAUCUUCUUACAACUGUGCCUGUGCAGUGUGUAUCCUGGAGAGUGGCGCAGCAUGUGCACAGCAGCUGUUCGCGUCUCUAUCAGAAAUAAUGAUCUCUGGGCUGCUCCCCUAUCUGGGACUGGCACUUCAGGUGAGAAGCCACUUUAGGACAGCGCCAACACAUUUCAAGUUUCAAGUUUCAAAGUUUAUUUGCCAUGUGCACAGGAUACAACAGGUGUGAAAAAUGCAGUGAUAAUAAUAAUAAUAAUAUAGAUAAUAAUAAAUAAAAAUGACAAAAUAAUAAAAUAACUAUGAUGUGAGUUUUUUAAAAACAGGAGAAUGCAAGUAUAAACAGGUCAGUUCCAGUACUUUAUUCAAUGUGCAGAGGUACUGGAGUGGUUGAGGUGGGUUUAUACAUAAAAAGUGACUGGUAGUAGGAUACACAUGUAAACAGGGCUGAAAAGUGACUGGUAGCAGGAAUAUAUAAAUAUUUAUGGUAAUAUACUAAUGGCAAUAUAUAUACAGUGAGGGAAAAAAGUAUUUGAUCCCCUGCUGAUUUUGUACGUUUGCCCACUGACAAAGACAUGAUCAGUCUAUAAUUUUAAUGGUAGGUUUAUUUGAACAGUGAGAGACAGAAUAACAACAAAAAAAUCCAGAAAAAUGCAUGUCAAAAAUGUUCUAAGUUGAUUUGCAUUUUAAUGAGGGAAAUAAGUAUUUGACCCCUCUGCAAAACAUGACUUAGUACUUGGUGGCAAAACCCUUGUUGGCAAACACAGAGGUCAGAUGUUUCUUGUAGUUGGCCACCAGGUUUGAACACAUCUCAGGAGGGAUUUUGUCCCACUCCUCUUUGCAGAUCUUCUCCAAGUCAUUAAGGUUUCGAGGCUGAUGUUUGGCAACUCGAACCUUGAGCUCCCUCCACAGAUUUUCUAUGAGAUUAAGGUCUGGAGACUGGCUAGGCCACUCCAGGACCUUAAUGGGCUUCUUCUUGAGCCACUCCUUUGUUGCCUUGGCCGUGUGUUUUGGGUCAUUGUCAUGCUGGAAUACCCAUCCACGACCCAUUUUCAAUGCCCUGGCUGAGGGAAGGAGGUUCUCACCCAAGAUUUGACGGUACAUGGCCCCGUCCAUCGUCCCUUUGAUGCGGUGAAGUUGUCCUGUCCCCUUAGCAGAAAAACACCCCCAAAGCAUAAUGUUUCCACCUCCAUGUUUGAUGGUGGGGAUGGUGUUCUUGGGGUCAUAGGCAGCAUUCCUCCACGGCGAGUUGAGUUGAUGGCAAAGAGCUCGAUUUUGGUCUCAUCUGACCACAACACUUUCACCCAGUUCUCCUCUGAAUCAUUCAGAUGUUCAUUGGCAAACUUCAGACGGCCCUGUAUAUGUGCUUUCUUGAGCAGGGAGACCUUGCGGGUGCUGCAGGAUUUCAGUCCUUCACGGUGUAGUGUGUUACCAAUUGUUUUCUUGGUGACUAUGGUCCCAGCUGCCUUGAGAUCAUUGACAAGAUCCUCCCGUGUAGUUCUGGGCUGAUUCCUCACUGUUCUCAUGAUCAUUGCAACUCCACAAGGUGAGAUCUUGCAUGGAGUCCCAGGCCGAGGGAGAUUGACAGUUCUUCUGUGUUUCUUCCAUUUGCGAAUAAUCGCACCAACUGUUGUCACCUUCUCACCAAACUGCUUGGCGAUGGUCUUGUAGCCCAUUCCAGCCUUGUGUAGGUCUACAAUCUUGUCCCUGACAUCCUUGGAGAGCUCUUUGGUCUUGGCCAUGGUGGAGAGUUUGGAAUCUGAUUGAUUGAUUGCUUCUGUGGACAGGUGUAUUUUAUACAGGUAACAAACUGAGAUUAGGAGCACUCCCUUUAAGAGUGUGCUCCUAAUCUCAGCUCGUUACCUGUAUAAAAGACACCUGGGAGCCAGAAAUCUUUCUGAUUGAGAUGGGGUCAAAUACUUAUUUCCCUCAUUAAAAUGCAAAUCAAUUUAUAACAUUUUUGACAUGCGUUUUUCUGGAUUUUUUAUAUAUAUAUAUAUAUAUAUAUAUAUAUAUAUAUAUAUAUAUAUAUAUAUAUAUAUAUAUGUAAUAGUGUAAUAGUGACCAGUAGCAGGAUAAAUAGAUAAAUACUAAUGGUAAUAUACCAAUGGUAAUAUAUAUAUAUAUACACUACCGUUCAAAAGUUUGGGGUUACUUAGAAAUGUCCUUGUUUUCGAAAGAAAAGCAAUUUUUUGGUCCAUUAAAAUAAAUAAUCUGAUCAAUAACAAAUUGAUCAGAAAUACAGUGUAGACAUUGUUAAUGUUGUAAAUCACUAUUGUAGCUGGAAACGGCUGAUUUUUUAUGGAAUAUCUACAUAGACCAUGCCCAUUAUCAGCAACCAUCAGUCCUGUGUUCCAAUGGCACGUUGUGUUUGCUAAUCCAAGUAUAUCAGCAUCCCGGAGUUGCCUCUUCACUGUUGACGUUGAGACUGGUGUUUUGCGGGUACUAUUUAAUGAAGCUGCCAGUUGAGGACCUGUGAGGCGUCUGUUUCUCAAACUAGACACUCUAAUGAAUUUGUCCUCUUGCUCAGUUGUGCACCGUGGCCUCCCACUCCUCUUUCUAAUCUGGUUAGAGCCAGUUUGCACUGUUCUGUGAAUGGAGUAGUACACAGCGUUGUACGAGAUCUUCAGUUUCUUGGCAAUUUCUUGCAUGGAAUAGCCUUCAUUUCUCAGAACAAGAAUAGACUGACGAGUUUCAGAAGAAAGUUAUUUGUUUCUGGCCAUUUUGAUCCUGUAAUCGAACCCACAAUUGCUGAUGCUCCAGAUACUCAACGUCUCAAGAAGGCCAGUUUUAUUGCUUCUUUAAUCAGCACAACAGUUUUCAGCUGUGCUAACAUAAUUGCAAAAGGGUUUUCUAAUGAUCAAUUAGCCUUUUAAAAUGAUAAACUUGGAUUAGCAAACACAACAUGUCAUUGGAACACAGGACUGAUGGUUGCUGAUAAUGGGCCUCUGUAUGCCUAUGUAGAUAUUCCAUUAAAAAUCAGCCGUUUCCAGCUACAAUAGCCAUUUACAACAUUAACAAUGUCUACACUGUAUUUCUGAUCAAUUUGCUGUUAUUUUAAUGGACAAAAAAAUUGCUUUUCUUUCGAAAACAAGGACAUUUCUAAGUGACCCCAAACUUUUGAACGGUAGUAUGUAUAUAUAUAUAUAUAUGUAAUAGUGUAAUAGUGACCAGUAGCAGGAUAAAUAGAUAAAUACUAAUGGUAAAAGCAAUCAAUAAUCAAUGGACAGCACAUAAUGGAGUAAUACAUUGAAUCAAUAAUAAUUUAGCACAGGAGCAUGGAUAACAGUCCAUGUGUCUGAUGGCUGGAGUCUUUGGCAAUUGUUCGUACACAUGACAUUCUCAAGAACAAGGUGCAAAAAGGAAAAUACAGAGAGACAAAUAGAAUAAAGAGAGAAACUCAUUAAUUCACUGAUUACAUAAUGAAUGUUCUGGAUGAUGUUCAAUUAAGACAACAAGUUUUGGAUUAUGUAAUAUUCAUCCUGGAGGAUGUUCAAGUGUCUCAGGAUGCUGAACUAGGAUCUGUUUUGCCUUUUAGAUCAUAAUAAAUUUGGUUAUAUGGACAGGGAGGACCUGAUCCUAGAUCAGCGCUCCUAUUCUGAGACACUUGACACAUAUAACCCUGGUCUUGUAGUGAUUCUGAUCACUCUAGUAAGCACUAUAACCCGACCAAGCAAACCAUUAAUGUGCUUUGAUCUUCAUGAAACCAGGGACAGUUGUUUACGUUGGAAAGGGAGGCUCUUUUGCGUUGCGACAAUGGAAGUAGCCUGUAGGAAAUGUGUAAAUGAGAUGUUCCUCUUUCCCUUUGAUAGAAUAAUCUCUUUGAAGAUAAUAUGAAGUCCCGUGAGGACUCUAUAACUUUGAAAUGGCAGAAUUACCUCUAAAACACUGGCUGGGCCUACAUGUGUAGGCAAAUUCAGUGAUCUUUGGUUAAUAAGCUGUUCUCUCUCUCUGUGAGAACCUCAGUGAUAAUUACAUUUGCAGUUUUUGUCUUCCAACGGGAUGUUUUCUCUCUACUCUUAACGCUGCAUGGAGGAGGCAGGGGAGAGACUGUCAUAGCCGUAGCCAUCAGUUACCAUGGGAACUAGGGUAAUUACUAGCACAUACUGUCUAUAUGACUGUGUAUUGACUGCACCCAGUUGAUAGUAGAACUUGAAAAACAGUAUUGACCAAAGAAAAUUGAUGAACCAUCUGAAUGGCCACUGUGCACUUUCUUUGUUAAAUUUCCGCAGUUUAUUGAACAAUUGAUUUGUACUUAAGUUACUGUCCAUUUCAGGUUAGUUGAAUCUCGAACAACUGGAGUAGAAAGAUAAUAAAUGUUAUAGGGUAGGGUUGUGGAAAUUCUUCCACAGGACACUCAAAGUCAAUAUGAAAUGAAUCACUCUUUAUUGUCAGCAAGCUGGAGAUUUCACAGUCAAACUUAAAUGCAUAAAGUCUGAAGUGAGCUCUAAAAGGACGUUCCUUACAUAGAGCCUUAUAUACGGCUACCUAAACCUACAUAAACAUGAUUCAUUGGAUUGGUUCCUACAUGUGACUGGCUCCGUCUCCUAUCUUAACUUAAAGAACAUAUUCUGGGCCUCCUCCUCAUAUCUUGACCAGACACAGGCAGGAACCAAGGUUUGUUUAUGACACCAAACAUAAGAUGCACAAAAGUUAAAUUUCCUUUACAGUAGCUUCAGUCAAGUUGUUGUUGUAUGACAAGCUUUCCUUGUGUUGUAUGGAGGAGAUACGAACCCAUAAGGGACUGCAGAAAUACAUAAAGAUUUGAAUUCGCUCUGAGAUAGCCUGAGUAACCAGCCAUCAGUACAAGUCCCUCUGCAGAGUGUGUGUGGGUGUGUGGGUGAAAAAAUCUGUCAUAUGAAGUGGAGAUUUUUUCUCUCUCCAACUGUUCCUGUCAUUACUGUUUCCUUUUAUAUGUGUCUAUCUGAAGAUAUCCUGCCCUAGCUACAGCCCAUACACCAUACUGACCCUGGAAUUUACAUAUAGGUUCAUUUUAAUGUUCCAUCACGAACUAUGUGUAACCAGACGUCGAAGUGCACCAUUAUCACCAUAACCCCUAUGAACAUUGGCAGGUCUACCAGGGGUUGUGAGGUAAUUGGUGUCCUGAAGUUACGGCCAUGUUUCCCAGAGUGCUGUAGGAGAGUUAUAAGAGGAGCAAUGGGGUUAUGCUUAAACGCUGACCCCCACUUUAUCAUUUAUGAUUGCUAUCGGACAUGAUUCUAUCGAUCCAUGAAGCCAGCUCUCUGCAGUAGCAUCAUCCCUCUACAAAGUCUAUAGAGCAUGUCGUUGUGUGUGUGUGUGUGUGUGUGUGUGUGUGUGUGUGUGUGUGUGUGUGUGUGUGUGUGUGUGUGUGUGUGUGUGUGUGUGUGUGUGUGUGUGUGUGUGUGUGUGUGUGUGUGUGCGAGUGCGUCCUUUUGUGCAUGGCAAAAGCUGAAGAUGAAUGCCCACAUUUCCGGUGCAAUGCUUUGGCCCAGCAUCAUAUCAUGUUGCUUCCAUGUGUUGGUGUACACAGGCAGCUAUUUAUCCCUUCAGUCUUCUGCGUAAUUCUUGGUCGCUUCCUGCCCCUUGGGAAUAAUUUAUAAAUCCAGUAUGAAGCCUUUUAUCACAAUUUUAAUCCUGAUUUAUCUAUCAAACCUUAUUAAUGCACAUAUAGAGUGAUCCAUUCUUAUCGCAGCCAAAGCUCUGUGUGUUUAGAAGCCAUUACUGUCCAUUACAUCUCUAUAUACGGCUCUGGCCUUCCCUCUCACAGUGUAUUAAGAUCUUUUCUGGGGUAAUCAGCUCCUCCUACUAAAGGCCCUUAGAGUAGAACGGAGACUAUGCAUGCUAUUUUUAAUAUGCUGUUGAGGUUCACCACAGCAGUGAGGAGAGAGGGUGAUUUCCCGCAGUGAAAAAUGGGCUUCCAAGAAGAAGUCUCUUGGGGAAGCCUGUGGAAUUGCUUUGAAAAUGACCGACUGCAUCAAAUUAUUCUUUACUGAGUUUUGAUUCAUAAUUGAUGAUAAUAUAUAACCGAAUUAGCUACAUUGAUUUGUUGUUAUAACUGCAGUUGCAUUUUGAGAGUCACUGUAAUUGUAGGUUAUCGCUGUUUAACUUAGUAUGUUGUUAUUGAUGGUUACUAUGGUUAUUAAGAUGGUUAUUAAUUCUAACACUAUCCAAAGGCGUUUUAGCUAAGAGACUUCAGUUCAGUUAUAAGUGACAUACUGUAGUUCAUUUAGAGAAUGUUUAUGAUAGAAACAAUCAGUCACAAACUGUUAGCUGACUAUUGUCACUGCACUAUAAAUAUCUCCUUUGAUUUACAUCAAUCGGUACGAUAAUAUAUAGCUAAGGAUCUUAUAGAGGUAGUGUUUGUGCGUACAUGAUGGCACGUGGGGACCGCAUGCAAAUGAGCCUUACAUAGCUACUCACAAUGAUGCCAGUUGGUAUUGUAUUGGCUAAUGACCUUGGAGUCUACGCAUAAGUAUAAUCUUUCUACGAAUACAUGAUGUCACAUGGAGACCAUUUGUAAAUGCACUAAAGGUACACAGAUUUACGUCAAGGGGUGUGAUCAUAGAAUUACGGACGUUGCUGGUGGGAUGGGGCCUGUUCAUAAAGAGUGGUUUUGUGUGAAUGCAUGUUCAUGAUAAGCUAGUUGUUUGAUAAUGAGGAGCAUCAGUUGGAGACAGGCAGCAGAUGCAAUGACAAAUGACAAUAGUAGGCUACUGCAUCGGUCAGUAUACAGGGAUCAUUACACACUGUAGGUUGAAUAAAUGACGCCAACAAACAAGAGCAGGUUCAACUCCCUGUGCUGUCAUAUGUCAAACAAUGUCUGUGUCCCAAAUGGCACCCUAUUCCCAAUACAGUGCACUACUUUUGACCAGGGCCCACUAUGUAGGGAAUAGAGUUCCAUUUGGGACGCAGGCAGUGUCAUCAGUAACAUUAGGUGACUAAAUGAAUUACAGAAUUACCAAAAAUGCUUUCUUGGAGAAUGUACUAGCAGUAAAAUCACAGUAAUAUGGACAACCAUGACUGAUGAUUCCUUACAGGGUGCAUUAUGGACUGAAAAUAAAUCAAAGGCUAUACACAAGCAUGCUCGUACACACACACACACACACACACAGCUAAACAGUGCGCCGUAAACUUGCAAAGAGCCUUCCCCUCAGUCCUGCCAGGUUGAUACUUUGAACAGAAUUGAAACUACAGAUUCCACCUUUAAGGAGAUUACCACAAUUGCCACUGUAGAAUGACAGCAUCAGUGUGAUAAACUGUCUGAUUCAGAGUCAGACUUCACAAGGUGAGCUUCUUAUCAGGACUACUCCUUUAUUUGAAAUGCUCUGUGAUUGUCCCCGUGCAAGAUUUAUAAGAAUUCCAAGGCAGCCACGGCUUUGUAUGCAGGACCCGGCUACAGUGGUUAUUUAAAUCAUUCAUGCUCUUUCAUGUAAAGACCUAUCUAAAACGACAUCCCUGACUGGUUCACACUUCUCACCCCUGGAACACUCCCAUAUUGAAAUACCUGAAAUAAUCUCCAGCGACAUCAUUGGACAGUUGGUUGGAGGUGUACAAAGUCAUACAUUGAGUGUACAUUUUGUAUCUCUUUAUCCUAAAAACGGAUCAAAUGGGAGUAUGUGCCCCCUCAGUUUCAAUUGGCAUGACGUCCUGCCUCUGGCUCCACUCCAUAGCAAGCUGCAAGGACUGAGUAGGCUGCACUGCAAUAUUGGACCCAACACUACACAAUGUAAUUGGCUUUAGUCAGAGACCAUGUGGUUGGCGCCACUCAUAACAGUGCUGCUGGCGUAGAGAGAGAAACACAUUGCUGUUGGGUAUUUUGGAGUGUGUGGCGGAGCCACUUGGACAGACUCCUGGUACAGCCCGGCCCUGCCUACAGUAUGGCUGUUGUGUAAUCACCUUUAGGACUGUGGCUGAAUCACACAGCCAUCCCACACUGUUCCUCCUGCUGCCUGGUGGGAAGCCUUCUACUGUGGCGGCCAUUUUGACUGAGGAGGAGUGACGUGGGUGGAGUGGGUCUGAGGGGAAAUUUGGAAAACCUGUUUGGUUGGCAUGGGGAUGGGUCAGAGUAGUAUAGUGUGUGCCACCACGUUGCGACCUUUCCCCUCACCAUUCAGACAGCUUGUGAUUGGAAACUCCUCAUCUCUCCUCCCAAAAUAGGCCUAUCCACAAUCAUCUCAGAACUAUGGGGUGCAGCGUCAAGACACACACACACACACAAACACAUAUGCACUGUAUGUCAAUCAAAAAUAAGGAAGUGAAUAUACUACAGUAGACUAACAUCACCAUAUGUUCAUCUCCUUCCAGGACUAUACAUUAACCAUGUACUUCCAGCAGUACUGGAGGGACAAGAGGCUGGCGUACUUAGGGAUUCCACUGAACCUCACCCUGGAUAACCGGGUAGCAGAUUCACUCUGGGUCCCUGAUACCUACUUCCUGAAUGACAAGAAGUCCUUCGUCCACGGUGUGACGGUCAAGAACCGCAUGAUCCGUCUCCACCCGGAUGGAACCGUGCUCUACGGCCUGAGGUGGGUUCCAAAGCAGUGGAACCAAUGGAUUCUAGAUUAUUGCAUCCAAGACUGAUUCAUUUGAACAGAUAUCACAAUAUUUUAUUUGAUUAUUUUAUAGUAAUAAAUGCAGUAUGGUAUGUGGUAUGUAUGAGCUGCUAGGUUUUGUAUGUGUCUUUUUAAAGAAAUGGGGCAUUCCAUUCCCACUCCUCUCUUUUUAGUCUGUUUAUUGGAUAGCAUAGAAAAAGAGGAAACAUAGAGGAGAGAGUCCUAAAAUAGCAGUGGACCAGAUUUGAAACCAUGCUGCAGUGAUCUUUGUGUGCCGGAGACAGUGGCUUAGACCACUGGACCACCUCUAGGCCACCAGCUGCUAUGUUUUUGGCUAGGAAAUAUAAUCCUUUCCUAUGGGCUCAAUUUAGCUUUUCCCUCGACAUAUUGGUGCAGUUGCGUGUACAUUGUCAUGCUUUGUUGAAAUAUGUAUUUUUCAAACAUAUGGUAAGAUGAGAAUAAAACAUUAUUUUUAAAACAUCAAUUGUUUAGAUGAUGACUCAAGCUCAGCUGUAGCUUUGUUAUGAUUCCCUGUUUUCAAUAUCCAUAACCAUUGGCCUUUGUUUUUUGACAAGUCCUGAAUUAUUAAUCAGGAUAAUGAAUAUGUAUAAUGCAUAGUCUUCUUCCAAAUUGAGCCAUCCAGCAUGGAAAUUCAAUGAUUUUUGCAUUUUAAUCACUCGCAGUGGACUAGUUUUGAAUUAUACACAGUUGUUUUAUAUCAAUUGAAUUCAAUACAAUGCAUUGAUUCUGUUCUUUUAACAUACUGUAAAUCUGUUUCAUGUACCCCAUCUAAAGAACGUAUGUAUGUGGUUGCAUGAGCUUUACCCUGUGUACAGCUCAUAUAGAGUUCUGUUAUUAGCUGUGUAUGUGUGUGUGUGCGUGUGUGCUUACGUGGAUAAGUGUGUGUGUUUGUGUGUGCAUGCGCAAGUGCGUGUACUUCCUGUGUGUGCGUGUGUGUGCACGCUUGCACGUGCACGGAUGGGAUCAUUCCUCUUGUCUAAUAGCUAAUAGCUUCUGACAGACACACUCGUCUGGAUGUAAUGCAAUUCUGAGAUGACAGUAUAGCUAUUUGAUCUGGCAUUCUUAUCCAUAAAGAUAAAUAUGACGUAUUGUUUUAGAUUGUGGAGCUUAAUCUGUUUAAUGGUUACAGCUUUACUAAUGGAGUCCAGGAAUUCAGGAAUUCAAACGUGGUUCGAUUCUGACUUCUUCAAGCCAAGGGCACAUGACCAAAAGGACUAAGCCCCUAGGGUUCAUAUCUAUGCCAUUUAGCAGACGCUUUUAUCCAAAGCGACUUACAGUCAUGCGUGCGUACAUUUUACAUAUGGGUGGCCUUGGGAACGAACCCAUUAUCCUGGCGCUGCAACACCAUGCCCUACCAACUGAGCCAUACAGGACCACAAUCACUUGUUAUUAUCCCAACUCAAUCAAUCACUCACCCUGAAAAAUAAGGUCCAACUGUAAGUGAUAAUGUAUGGAAUGGAAUGCCACAGUAGGAUCUCCAGACAUUGAUCUAUUACUAUGUGGAAUGUUUAUUACAUUUACAUUUUAGUCAUUUAGCAAACGCUCUUAUCCAGAGCGACUUACAGUUAGUGAAUCCAUAUUUAUUUUUUCAUACUGGCCCCCCGUGGGAAGCGAACCCACAACCCUGGCGUUGCAAACGCCAUGCUCUAUCAACUGAGCUACAUCCCUGCCGGCCAUUCCCUCCCCUACCCUGGACGAUGCUGGGCCAAUUGUGCGCCGCCCAUGAGUCUCCCGGUCGCGGCCGGCUGCGACAGAGCCUGGAUUCGAACCAGCAUCUCUAGUGGCACAGCUAGCACUGCGAUGCAGUGCCUUAGACCACUGCGCCACUCAGGAGACUAUAUAUUACAUUACCUGUCCAGUAACCGAGACAUGAGUGUACAGUAAUGAUGAGUUCUGGUUCUGAAGGCUUAUUUGGUCAUAUCUUUAGGUAAUCUGGUCUACCUGGCUGAACCUGAUACCAACUGAAACACUAGGACUAAAGAUCAAUGCACAGAUAUAGUUUCUCCUCAACAAUUAUAGUCUAUACUGGAAUGUAUUCAGUUUCAUCUCUUCUUGUUUACAAGUGGGAACAGAGAGAUGUCCUUUCUCUCUGUGGAGUUGACUGUGGUUAUUCAGGAUAUCAUAAUGUCAUGGUGAAUAACAUUAUACUGUAAUUACAUAUGGUUUCAUGCACAGGUGAGAAGUUAAGGUGGAUCCACAGCAGACAGUAUGUCUGGAGAAUGUGUGUGGGUUCCAGUAAAUAUUGAGUUAAUGUGAUCCUCUUUCCCCCUUGUGUGUGUGUGUUGGCCUCAGGAUCACCACGACGGCAGCCUGUAUGAUGGACCUGAGGAGGUACCCUCUGGACGAGCAGAACUGCACUCUGGAGAUUGAGAGCUGUGAGUGACCUAAAUACCAUCAACCUCUGAAAUGACUAUUUCAGUAUUAGAUUUCAGUAUUUCAAUAUUUCAAUUCAAUUUUGUUUUUCAGUUUAAGACUUCCGUAUAACAUUUUACUAUUUAGUAUAAAUACAAUUUUUGUAUAAGAUAUGCAAAUACAAUCACAACAGAGAUUACUGUGACAUGUUAAAGGUCCAAUGCAGCCGUUUUUAUCUCAAUAUCAAAUCAUUUCUGGGUAACAAUUAAGUACCUUACUGUGAUUAUUUUCAAUUAAAAUGUUAAACAAGAGACAGAAAUUGACUGUCUGGGAGUAGUAGUGGGGAGGGGAAAACGGAAAACUAGCUGUUAUUGGCAGAGAUGUUUAGAACUCUCUUUCUUAUUUGUCUAUUAUACUAAUUUACUGCCAGGCCAAAACUCCAUCCCACCAAAACAGGCUGAAAUUUCAGGCAGUCUUUUUAAAUAGCUCUUGCACUAAAAGGGCAUUAGCAUAAUUUUCAUAAUUUCACAGUAUUAUUCCAACCUCUUAGUGUGGAAAUAUACACCGAGUAUACCAAACAUUAGGAACACCUUCCUAAUAUUGAGACACAUACAGGUGCGCCUGGCACCUACUAGCAUACCCCGUUCAAAGGCACUUACAUUUUUUUGUCUUGCCCAUUCACACUCUGAAUGGCAGAUACAGUGCAUUUGGAAAGUAUUCAGACCCCUUGACUUUUUCCACAUUUUGUUAAGUUACAGCCUUAUUCUUAAAUUGAUUAAAUAGUUCCCCACCCCCCCCCCUCAUCAAUAUGCACACAAUACCCCAUAAUGACAAAGCAAAAACAGGUUUUUAGACAUUUUAGCAAAUUUAUAAAAUAAAAUAAACUUAAAUAUCACACUUACAUACGUAUUCAGACCCUUUACUCAGUACUUUGUAGAAGCACCUUUGGCAGCGAUUACAGCCUCAAGUCUUUUUGGGUAUGAGGCUAAAAGCUUGGCACACCUGUAUUUGGGGAGUUUCUCCCAUUCCUCUUUGCAGAUCCUCUCAAGCUCUGUCAACUCUGUCAGGUUGAAGCCACUCCUGCGUUGUCCUGGCUAUGUGCUUAGGCUCGUUGUCCUGUUGGAAGGUGAACCUUCACCCCGGUCUGAGUUCCUGAGCGCUCUGGAGCAGGUUUUCAUCAAGGAUCUCUCUGUACUUUCCUCCAUUCAUCUUUGCCUCGAUCCUGACUAGUCUCCCAUUCCCUGUUGCUGAAAAACAUCCCCAUAGCAUGAUGCUGCCACCACCAUGCUUCACCGUAGGGAUGGUGCCAGGUUUCCUCCAGACGUGACGCUUGGCAUUCACGCCAAAGAGUUCAAUCUUGGUUUUAUCAGACCAGAGAAUCUUGUUUCUCAUGGUUUGAGAGUCUUUAGGUGCCUUUUGGCAAACUCCAAGCGGGCUGUCAUGUGCCAUUUACUGAGGAGUGCUUCCGUUUGGCCACUCUACCAUAAAGGCCUGAUUGGUGGAGUGCUGCAGAGAUGGUUGUCCUUCUGGAAGGUUCUCCAAUCUCCACAGAGGAACUCUGGAGCUCUGUCAGAGUGACCAUCGGAUUCUUGGUCACCUCCCUGACCAAGGCCCUUCUCCCCCGAUUGCUCAGUUUGGCCAGGCGGCCAGCUCUAGGAAGAGUCUUGGUGGUUCCAAACUUCUUCCAUUUAAGAAUGAUGGAGGCCACUGUGUUCUUGGGGACCUUCAAUGCUGUAGACAUCUUUUGGUACCCUUACCCAGAUCUGUGCCUCGACCUGUCUCGGAGCUCUACGGACAAUUCCUUCGACCUCAUGGCUUGGUUUUUGCUCUGACAUGCACUGUCAACUGUGGGACCUUAUAUAGACAGGUGUGUGUCUUUCCAAAUCAUGUCCAAUCAAUUGAAUUUACCACAGGUGGACUCCAAUAAAGUUGUAGAAACAUCUCAAGGAUGAUCAAUGGAAACAGGAUGCACCCUGAGCUCAAUUUCGAGUCCCAUAGCAAAGGGUCAGAAUACUUAUGUAAAUUAGGUAUUUCUGCUUUUUAUUUUUAAUGCAUUUGCAAACAUUUCUAAAAACCUGUUUUCGCUUUGUCAUUAUGGGGUAUUGUGUGUAGAUUGCUGACGAUUAAAAAAAACUAAAAAAUAAAAAACUUUUUAGAUUAAGGCUGUAACGUAAAAAAUGUGGAAGAAGUAAAGGGGUCUGAAUACUUUCCGAAGGCACUGUAUACAGAAUCCAUGUCUCACUUGUCUCAAGGCUUAAAAAUCAUUCUUUAACCUGUCUCCUCCCCUUCAUCUACACUGAUUGAAGUGGAUUUAACAAAUGACAUAAAUAAGGGAUCAUAUCUUUCACCUGGAUUCACCUGGUCAGUAUAUGUUAUGGAAAGAGCAGGUGUUUUUAAUGUUUGUAUACUUGUAUACUCAGUGUAUAUAAAACACAGGAAAAUCACGUUUUUGAUUGCACUGGGCCUUUUUAGCAGCGCAAUUGAGUGAGUGGAGAUUUAAAGAUCUGUGACUUCGUUUCUUCACAUGGUAUCCCACUCCAGUACGUUAUUUCUAACCCUGUCUUUCUUUCUGUGGUUCAGAUGGAUACACGACAGAUGACAUUGAGUUCUACUGGAAGGGAGGAGACAAUGCGGUGACGGGGGUGACACGCAUUGAGCUGCCACAGUUCUCCAUAGUGGACUACAAGCUGGUGUCCAGAAAUGUUGUCUUUUCCACAGGUAAAGCCCAUUAAAAAAUUACACAUCCUUACCAUCUUAUUUUCCAUCUAGCUUUUUACCCAACCAGUGCUUCACUAUGAAACAAUUCACAGCUACUUCAGUUUUUUAGGGUCUGUAUCCUCCAGUUCAGAUUAAAUGUUAUCGGUAUCCUUGACAUAAUUUGGUGCGUGGGUGCGUGAAAGUUCAUGUAUGCGUGCACAUGCAUGUCAGCAUGUGAGAGUUUGUAUGUAUAUGCACUUGCUUGUAUGUGAGAAUUCCUCACCAUCCAUACCUUAUUUGUGUCCCUGACGGCAGCCAUGAAAGUUUAGUGUCCAGUGUGGCCCCCUCUAUACUCUUUCCCCUUUCCCUGGCUCCUCAGCGUGGCCCCCUGUCUCCCCUCUCCCUGGCUCCUCAGUGUGGCCCCCUGUCUCCCCUCUCCUGGCUCCUCAGUGUGGCCCUCUGUCUCCCCUCUCCUGGCUCCUCAGUGUGGCCCCCUCUCUCCCCUCUCCCUGGCUCCUCUGAGGACCCCUGCAUCAUACUUCAAAGGACUGUCUCCCUCCCCGAGCCUGGCUAAUGACCAACGUUCCUUCAUGUGCUGCUGUUGCUGGCUUCACUCACACAGAUUCACACAGGAGCAGUGAAUGAUGGUAGGAUGGAAAUUACCCAGCUGUUUUCUUCAACUCUUUAAAAGAGAGAAGCCAUGGAGAAGCAGCCUGGGAAACAGGGCAUCAGAAAUUCAUGUGGGGGAAAACAAAAAUAUAUAUAUAAUAAAUAAUAAUUAUUCCCCUCCAAGCUCACAAGGAAACAUUGCCGUAAAGAUUUCAAGUUUCAAGUUUUAAUGUCACAUGCACGAGUACAGUGAAAUGCCUUUCUUGCAAGCUCUAAACCCAACAAUGCAGUAAUAACAAUGUAGUACCAAAAUAACAUAAGGUAGAACAAAUACACGGCAAAUAAAAAUAAGAAAUAAGAAGGACAGCAGAAAGUAAGUCAGCAUACUAUAUACAGGGUCAGUCAGUUCCACUACCAUAUUUACAAUAUGCAGGGAUACUGGAGUGAUAGAGGUAGAUAUGUAUAGGGAUAAGGUAACUAGGCAUCCGGAUUUUAGAUAAUCAGAGUGGCAGCAGCGUAUAUAAUGAUUGUAUGUGAGUGGGUGUGCGUGUGUGUAGAGUCAGGAUAAAUGUAGGUGCAUGUUAUAUGUGUGAGCAAAUUAUGAAUUGAGUGUUUGUGUGUGUGUUGGCGUGUCAGUGUGUGUGAGUGUGUAGGGCCCUGUGAGUGUGCAUAGAGAAAGUGCAAAAAUGUAAAUAAAUUAAAUACAAAGGUCAACUCAGAUUGGUUGUUUCCACAUGCUUUUUUUCCCCUCUCACUUUACUAGUGGAUAAAGGGGAUCGGUGUUGAACUGGUGAACAUGUCAGAAUCGCACCCGAACAUUACGAGAGUUUUCACGGUCAUGGUCGUCAUGGGUGUUGUCAUGGUUACCUUAUCACCAUCAGCACCAUCCUCCUAUUCCUUCCUAUCCUCCUUCUCAUCCCCCUCUUCCUCCUCCUUAUAACAUAUGGUGUACUCUCCCACUCACUGACAUACGUCCAGAGACACAGCUGGUAUGGAUGCUUAGUUCCACACCUACAUCCUCUAUACCCCCAGUCUUCUUUCAACACCUACUUUUGCCUCCCACUGUUUCUCGCAUAAUGUUGCCAUUCUUAAAGGGACAGUUCACUCCCAUGACGAAUGCACCUCAUCUCAUGUAUACAGUACAUGGACAGUAAUCCAUGGAUCCAGAUAGUUUGUGAUCCGAGAGUUUGAUUGGUUUGUUUAGCAUUUGCGUGUGCAAAUCAAUGGGAGUGGUAUGAUCCGUGUUAGCGUGAUUGAAAUCCCAUGCUUAAAUAAAUAGCCAAGAUAAUGUGUGUAAUAUUGGAUGAUAAUUUUUAAGUAAACUUGUCUUAGUAGCAGUGAAAGGACUUCCUUCCAUCCCUUAGAGGUGUACAACUGACACCCUUAAGUUCCACAGUCCUUCUGGUACUCGUUUGUCCUUGGCCCUUAUUUGAUCAAUAAGUCUCAUUGAUUGGCUGAGGAGUCCACACACCUGGACACCCAGAUGUUAAUUAGUCUCUGAUUAACAAGGCAAGGCAUGAAUGAAAACCAGCAGACGCUAUGACCCUUGAGGACCAGAGUCAUGCACCACUGGUUUAAUGCUAUACAGAGAGGAAUGUGCAAUAUACAUUCAACUCAAAUGGACAUUUAUGAUGACAGAUAUGAGAUAAAUCAUGAAGUGUGUUUUUCAUAAGCCAGGUCAGAGAAGAAAUACAUACAUUACCAAACAUUACAUUUUAUAUCAUCACAGUGUGUAUUGAAAUAUUUUAUUAUUUGCCACGCAUUCACCGCCAACGUGUGUCAAAUGGUUGUGAAAUAAGGUUCAAGGAUGCUUGUUUCCAUGGUGAUAAAUCCAACCCAUGCUGCCAUUGCCAUAGAAACAAAAACAAAAAUACGAGGUGUCCCAGUAUGCUCCUCGAAUCAAGAAGUCAUUCAUUCUAUUCAUCCGCUCAAAAUCCUGUUUUCAUAGGUGCCUACCCACGACUGUCUUUGAGCUUCAAGCUAAAGAGGAACAUUGGCUACUUUAUCCUGCAGACCUACAUGCCCUCAAUCCUGAUCACCAUCUUGUCCUGGGUCUCCUUCUGGAUCAAUUACGAUGCCUCGGCUGCAAGAGUGGCAUUAGGUAGGUGUACAAGCACCAUAUGUUACACAUUGUACAAUAUUAACAUGUAUCUG
Messenger RNA from Coregonus sp. 'balchen', 18096 nucleotides. The record is from the annotation of a GenBank genome assembly. NCBI's taxonomy places the organism in Eukaryota, Metazoa, Chordata, Actinopteri, Salmoniformes, Salmonidae.